Seriola aureovittata is the source of this 1425-nucleotide messenger RNA. RefSeq lists its product as uncharacterized. The record is from RefSeq and is a predicted model, not a curated record. Bases 185 to 745 code for a protein of 186 amino acids. Gene Ontology annotation, biological process: negative regulation of double-strand break repair via nonhomologous end joining; double-strand break repair via nonhomologous end joining. NCBI's taxonomy places the organism in Eukaryota, Metazoa, Chordata, Actinopteri, Carangiformes, Carangidae. Gene Ontology annotation, cellular component: nucleus; cytoplasm. The transcript is spliced from 3 exons.
AGUGGCGCUAAAGGCUCAGACAGCCUGCGCGGUCGCGUGGUUUGACCAAAACGAGAGAGCCCUCUUCUUUGUGUUGUCUGCUCAGUAAAUGAUGGAUGAUAUAACAGCCUUAGUGUAGGUCUUAUAAUACAUCCAUGAGAUGAACACAUGACUGUAAAGCUGCGUAGGUUUAAACAAAGCCAACAUGUCAGACAGACACCGGGCGCUGCCGUCAUGGAUGGCGAAGAAGGAGGAAGUGAAAAAAAAGGAGCCGCUGAAGAGCAGGAGGAGACGGAAAGUUGCGAGAGCUGCUUUCUACUGUAUGAACGAGAAGGAGCUGGUAGAAGCUGCUGUGUCGUAUCUUACCAACGGUGCCUGCGAGGAUGUGGCUCUUCCCACGGACCAAAAGGUUGAGUUUCAGGACAAGGAAGCAGACACCACUGUGAAGAUAAGGGAGCAACCUGCAUCUUCAAAAACAAAAGCAAAGCCAGUGACAGAAGAGGACUCCUCAGACUGUAGUGAUGCCCAGGACGCGACAUAUGUUUCAGAAACAGACUUGGACAUUACUGAGGUGGAAACAGUGCCAUACACCGAGAGCCAGCGGCAUCAGGGACCUGAGGGUCAGAGGUCGGGAUCAGUUCAGAAUCACAGUGGUCUCAAAAACAUUGAACUGGUGGUUGAGAAAAGAGGAGAGUGCCUACAGCCACCAGCAGAUACAGGGGAUGAUGAUGCCUUACGGCUUGUGCGAGAAAUCUUUUUCACCUGAUGAAGAACUUCAUUGAAAAUAGCUGAGAUGUGUUCACAAUGAAGGAACAAUCUUUUUCUUAUAAGGGAAUGUUACUUGAAUUACAAUUUCCCAGUCAGUACUUGUGAAUGCGCACAGCUCCUCCAUCAAGCUACAAAUUGGAGCAUUGAUCCUUUAAUCGAUGGCACUGGGGUGUAAAAUUUGGCACAGCUCAAUAGAAAGUGGACGGAGAGACUGACGCUAUUCACCAACACUUUUGCAUCAAAAUGAGGUGUAAAUGCUGGUUGCUAACUCAGCCGGGACACUUUUGCUGUUGAGAUAAAUAAUCGUGCUGAUCCUUUGUGUUAAGCUGUGUGUAUAUAAGCCCAAUACUUUCUGACGUUUCAGUGAACAAAGUACUGAACAUUUUACACUUAGUUGCUACUCAUUUACUGAGCACAAUACUGUAGCUUUACUCGGGGCCUCUUUGUAUGAGGGCUUGCAAAAAGAUCAUUCAGGAAUCAGUGUCAGUGAAGCAGCUCCAGUUUUUGUCUUGAUGUCACCUCAGAUUAAAGCUUUACAUUCACACAGAACUGUAAAAAUCAUAUAAUAUAAUAUUCUUAUAUUUAUAUCUGUGUAAAUUUACUGUGUGUUAUACAUAACAUUAUGUUCCAGUUUAUUUUAAAAAAUGAUGGUAAACUGAAAUACAGUUAUAAUAUCUA